Molecule: messenger RNA, 2466 nt
Organism: Phytomonas sp. EM1
Lineage: Eukaryota; Euglenozoa; Kinetoplastea; Trypanosomatida; Trypanosomatidae
Source: the annotation of a GenBank genome assembly
AUGCGGCGAAGUUCCCACUGGCUUGUGAAACUGGUCAUUGUGGAGUCACCCAACAAAGUGAUCAAAGUUGAGGGACUUUUAAGUGACUCCAAGGUCAUCCCAGACUGGUCUUUCAAGAAUGACCGAAUUAAAAAGUUAGGAACAGGGCCUGAGAAAGCGAUCGCCAUGGCCACCACUGGACAUUUCAUGUCUUUGCAAGAGAUUACAUGGACCCCACAGCACACUCCUACAAAGCUCCCAGACGGCAUUGAUUUGCCCCCAAAUGGUGCUCUGGCGAGCUUUGCACUGGAAUGGGAAAUCCUUCCAGGCCGACACAUCCAAGAGGCAAUAUCACACAACAUCAAGGACAGAUCGGAUAAUCUGACAGAAAUCAUAGUAGCAACCGACCCGGAUCGAGAAGGCGAACUGAUUGCAGUUCAUGCACUUAACCUGAUUAAAAGAUUGUUUCCUGAUUUGGAUGUGCCGUUUACACGGGCGUAUAUGCACAGCAUCACCGUUGAUGGCAUUCACACAGCUAUGCAAGAGCGGCAGGAGUUGUUCGACCACAACUUGGCCAACGCAGCUGAAGCGAGGCACGCUAUGGAUCGUAUUUUUGGCUUCCUUGGCAGCUCUGUUGUGCGCUUCGCUAACCCACAGAUGCGCUCGAUCGGUCGCGUACAGACACCGGCAUUAAUUCUCAUCGAUGAACGAGAGAAGAAAAUCACGAAAUUUAUUGAAUCGCAUCAGCCUGAGUUUCAGGUUCGAGCCGUCUGCACCUUUUCUUCGAGAAACGGCACGAGCUACUCGCAGCUCGUGCAUAUCAAGCCCGCAAAUGAAAGUAAAAUGGGUGCCAUCGACUGGGAAAAUAGAAAAGUAGUUGAGCAGCUAUGCAGCAAAUGGAAACUAGAAAACUGUAGUGGUUUCCAGGUAAAAGGCGCACCGAUAAUCACACCUAAUGUGACAAGCCCUCCCGACCCAUUUACGAUGGCUACGCUCAUUGCAAAGGCCAAUCGGCAGCUGCACUUAAGCAGUGAAAAUGUGAACUCCUGCUUGCAAGACCUGUUCCAGAUGGGGUAUAUCACUUACCCACGCACAGACAGUAUCCGUAUUGAUGAAAGCGUACUACCGUCCAUCUAUGAAGCAAUCAAGAGUGAGCACGGCAACGAUAUGCUAUACCCUCUUGAGCAACGUGCUUCAGCGGUUAACGAAAGGAUCGCAAAGGGGGAGCAAAGGAAACACAACAGGAAACGAGAUAGUAUGGAAAAGGGCAAUGUUGAAGAUGCCCACGAGGCCAUCCGCCCAACUGAUAUUAAAAUGAAAGCCGAUAAUUUAGGCAAGGGCAUUGCCGCCAACACAAGACAAGUAUAUGAUCUUAUCUACCGCAACACCCUAGCAGCGUUUAUGGUCCCUAUGAAAACGGAACGUGUCUCUGCGCAGGUCAGCCUUACCGCUGGUAAUGGAGAUGCACUAGAGUUCCAUCUAGAAGGCAAGCACACCGUGGAGGCUGGCUGGUCUGUAGCUUUUCGUGUUGGUUCUGGUAAAGCAAGUCAGUCAAUCGCUGAGACUCAGUUGGAAGCCGAGGCUGUAGAAAAUGGUGUGGUGGUGGUACCGAAUAUAUCUGAUGAAGAAUUCAAAGCUAUUUCAGAACUCAAGGUUCAGCUCAGUCGUAAAGGCGUUAAUGGAGUCAAGUUGGAGUCACCACGCGUACAGGAGUACCGGGCCCCACCACCGCUGCCGUAUUCAGAGGGUGGGAUUAUUGAGGAGCUCAGGAAUAAUGGCGUCGGGCGUCCUAGCACGUACCCCAUGAUUGUCAAGACACUUCUCGCGCGUAACUAUAUCACUAUUAAUAAGGGUCGUUGUGAGACGACACCAGUAGGUCGUCUGCUUGUGGAAAUUUCAAAAUCAACCUUUCCCUCCAUCGUCAACAUCGGCUUUACUUCUUCCUUCGAAAAGAAACUUGACCGCAUUGCUAAGCCGGAUCAGAACAAUAAAGCCCUUCUUAGUCAGUACCCUAACCUCUCCGAAGCGGAUUACGUUCUUUCUUCCUUCGUCUCCACGUUUCUUAACUACAUUACAGAAGCCACCAGGAAUCAGCGCGCCUUGGUCACUGAACGCUCGCUCACUAUUAAGCGUGAAGAACUUAUGAAGAAGGGGCAGGUAGAGGAUGAAGUAACAUUUGCCGAAACUCUCAAGAGAGAGCGCCAAAAUGCCAUGGCUCAGGUUCCAGACCUCAUUCAAUCUAGCAAGAAUUAUCGUACUUUUACUGCUCUUCAAAACAGCCUAGGUGAUUAUCUGCGACGCAACUUUCCACUGACACCACCAGUGAGCUGGGUACCAAACAAAAAGGGCGUUGUCUCCUCUCCCUCAUCUAGCCGCAGCAUCCGCUCCUCUUCCACCUACACAUCAUACACGAAGUACUCGGCAAAAAAGGCUGCUAAGAAGACUGCAUCAAAGCGUGUUAAAAAGGUAGCGAAGACCAAAAAGUAG